AACCAACCGUGACGCACCGGACUCACCGGUGUGUGUGACGUGUUGCAGUCAAAUGUAUCCGGCUCAGUAAGUGGGUGAAAGGUUCAGUGAUUAACCGGGACAGUUUCUCCUUCAGCUGCGAACAACCAAUAUUCCUCCAAAAGCGUAAGUCCAAAAUGUCGAAACAGCCGCAGCCAAUCAGUCCCAUGAAGAACUUCUUCGCUGGAGGUUUCGGUGGAGUCUGCCUCGUCUUUGCGGGUCACCCUCUCGACACAAUUAAAGUGCGUUUACAGACUCAAGCAAAGCCCAAACCAGGAGAGAGUCUGAUGUAUGCUGGGACCAUUGAUUGUUUUAAAAAGACUUUAGCCAAAGAGGGAGUGAAGGGGCUCUACAAAGGCAUGGCAGCGCCCGUCAUCGGAGUCACGCCCAUGUUUGCCGUGUGUUUCUUUGGAUUCGGUUUGGGCAAGAAGCUGCAGCAAAAAAGCCCUGAGGAUAUUCUCACGUAUCCACAACUGUUUGCUGCUGGCAUGUUGUCUGGCAUCUUCACCACAGCCAUCAUGACUCCUGGAGAGCGCAUUAAAUGCCUCCUACAGAUCCAGGCAUCAUCAGGAGAGGUGAAGUAUGCCGGGCCAAUGGACUGUGUCAAACAGCUGUACAGAGAGUCUGGCAUUAGAGGAAUCUACAAAGGCACUGCACUCACUCUCAUGAGAGAUGUUCCAGCAAGCGGCAUGUACUUCACGUCAUACGAGUGGCUCAAGAACCUUCUCACCCCUGCAGGAAAAAGUCACAAUGAACUCAGCGUUCCCAGCGUGCUUUUCGCCGGAGGAAUGGCCGGAAUCUUCAACUGGGCUGUGGCCAUUCCAGCCGACGUGCUUAAGUCUCGCUUUCAAACAGCUGCAGAGGGAAAGUAUCCUAACGGUUUUCGUGAUGUUCUGCGUGAGCUGAUCAGAGAGGAGGGCGUGGGCUCUUUGUACAAAGGCUUCACUGCCGUCAUGCUCAGAGCUUUUCCUGCAAACGCAGCCUGCUUCUUGGGAUUCGAACUAGCGAUGAAAUUCCUCAACUGGCUGGCGCCCAACAUGUGAUGAAAACUUGAUGAAAGAGCAUUAUUUACAAGAUAUGUCAUUUAAAACAUUUCCUCAUAUACUUGAUUGUGUCUUUUGGAGGAAAG
This is a messenger RNA of Entelurus aequoreus (snake pipefish), 1147 nucleotides long. It is a transcript of the gene slc25a20, whose product is annotated as solute carrier family 25 member 20. The record is from RefSeq and is a predicted model, not a curated record. The transcript is spliced from 10 exons. NCBI's taxonomy places the organism in Eukaryota, Metazoa, Chordata, Actinopteri, Syngnathiformes, Syngnathidae. Bases 156 to 1061 code for a protein of 301 amino acids. Gene Ontology annotation, cellular component: mitochondrial envelope. Gene Ontology annotation, biological process: carnitine transmembrane transport; mitochondrial transport. Gene Ontology annotation, molecular function: O-acyl-L-carnitine transmembrane transporter activity.